Messenger RNA from Fusarium venenatum, 285 nucleotides. The record is from RefSeq and is a predicted model, not a curated record. NCBI's taxonomy places the organism in Eukaryota, Fungi, Ascomycota, Sordariomycetes, Hypocreales, Nectriaceae.
AUGUGUGAAUGGAACGUCUAUCUCUUCAAAUGCAACUGCGCCACCUUGGGCCUCAAGAGAUUCUGUCACCAACACCGUCCUAAGCAGACCGCCAACUGCAACGAAAUUCAGCUAGUCCGUGAGGAAUGGAUGCACCUCCAGGACCGAGUAUGCCACCAGCAUAUAGGACUCGAGGAAUUUUAUGCCAACGGGCCGACUGUUCAGUGGAGGGAUAUUGAGUCGAGAGUUUAUCAGCUGGCCAAGGAUCAUGCUGCGAGAGGGGAUUUCCCUGGGAAACCUGAGUAG